AUGUUGGCAUUGUGUUAGCUGUAGUGCGCAUGUGCGACAUAUGUUAAUGCCGUGAUAAGCAGGUGGGAAAGGCAAUGUAAGUUACGCGUCGAUCAUUUGGCGGUUAAAGGCAUUAAAGGCGGUUAGGUGGCCCGUAGUGAUUGGUCGUGACUUAGAGGUAUAAAAGAAAACAUGUCGCAGCCCUCUGUAACGGCAUACUUCAAUACGCGGAAGCGCCAAGCAUCCGAUGAUUUGCGGGGUAAGUCCAAAGUUUUGUUGCUCGAGCAAGAUCAAUCGAGCGAUCAAGCGCGUGAUACCUACAAGGAUUCUAAGCCCGAAAACGUGCCCGACGAGAGCGAAAUGGUGAGCCCAAAAGUCAUCUUUAGGGACGUGGCAACUGCGGCGAAAGAUUCUCCUUGCAUCAAGAAAGUAGUUCGUAGCAUUCAUUUUGAUUCACCGAAAGCGAAUACAGAGAAGACGGUCAAGACACCCAAGGCGCGAGUACUACGCUCACGCAGACUGUUCUUGGCGGAUGGACAUCAGGUGGACAUCCGGGAGAGUUUGCAGAAGAUGGGGCCUACCGAUGUGGAAGUUAGGAAAGUACCAUUUGAGAAGAAGGGUAGUCUCAGUCCAAAAAAGUCGAUGACUCCUAAGAAGAGUUCUUUUGACGAUGCUCCAAAACAUGACACAAUCAAGGAGGAGGAAGAGGAUAAGAAGAAAGAUGAGCCAUCCAUCCAGGGCUUAGAAACUCCAACCAAGAAGAUCUCAACAAUGGAGAGGCUAAAUACUGAAAACUUGAGUUUGAACGACAUCAAGAACAGAAUUAAAAAGUCUUCUAGACUGUCGGAGUUGAAAGCUGCCAUGGCAAAAUUCAAUAAUUUGGAUCAGCAAUUGAAAAAGACACAAAAACAGGAUGAUCUCAAUAAACCUCAAAUGCAGAAGUUUGAGAAGAUAGAACUUGAGAUUCCAGUGAGCCCACAGAAAACAGCCAGAUCUCCAACCAAGGCCUUGUCAACUCCGACUAAGAAUAGGGAUAUCUUGGAGGCAGUGAGUCCUCAGAGGAGAAUUUUAUUUGAGCCUAAGGACACAACACCAAGUCCUGUAAAAUGCAGUCCCACUAAGAAACCAGCUUAUCAGAAACAUCUGGAAGUUGCUGAAAGCAAGACAUCAUCGCUGAUAUUGCCUUACAACUAUAGAUUCUUAGCAGAAGUCUUCAGAUGUGUGGAAACAGUGUCGGCAAUGCUGUUUAACAGAAACGAAUUGAUAACAUUUAAUAAAUUAAAACCCGCGGUUCAAGAAUUACUGCGACGUAAUUUCACACAGAAUCAUCUGGCCCAGAUAAAGACUAUUUAUCCUGAUGCAUAUACCUACCAGCAAGAGAAGCAUCGUAAUUUCGGUUCAGUAUCCAAAAAUGAGAAAUACGAAUUGGUCCUGACACCCACGAUUGGUGCAAGUGAUGGCAAAAAUAUCUCUGAUGAAGAUAAUGCAUUGAAAUCUGUGUCCAACAACAGCAUGGGACCUGCAAUAUUGCUAGAGAGAAGACGGAAAUUUUACAACACUCUGCUAGAGAGAGUGAAAGACGAGCACGAGAAAUUUUUGUUAAGCUUGGACACUCCGAUAAUUAUAGAAAAGGAGAAGAUAAUGCGCUGGCACUUUGAGUUUGAUGUGGAAGCUUGCAAAGAGAUUGAAAGAGCCGAAUUACCACAACCACCUCAAGCUGAAAAGGCAACUGCCAAAGAUGUUCUUGACAAAGUUAAAUCUUUGUUCAACACCGGUUCUCGUAUGGAGAAAGCAUUGCAAAGACUGGCUGAGGCGAACAUGACGUCAAAAUCGACUUCUUCGUCUUCCACACAGGACUCUGCGACCAAAAUCACGGAGAAUAAUAUCCCGAAAGUUAAUAUCGCUAUCGUCGACACCCCACCAGCCACACCAAGUGUACAAGACACCUACCUCACGAAAGCAUUCAAGGGUAUCCCCAAAGCUCUACUCGAGAAAGUUCGUGCGAGACAGGCGGCUAAGGCGUUAGAGGAGAUGACGAGAACACCGAGUGCAGACAAGGAGGCUACUCUAUACUCGAGACUCCCGGAUUUAGCGAAAGUACUUCGCAAUAUUUACGUGACGGAAAAGAAGGGUGUCCUACCGCUGGAAACGGUGAUACAACGAUUGGAUAACUCCUUCAGGACAAAAUUAACGCUGAAUGAGAUGGACGAGCAUGUACGACUGCUGUGUAAGCUAUUACCCACUUGGACCAGUAUACAUAAUGUGCGAAAGAUAGAUUAUUUAAAAUUAGAUAGGAACGCCGAUAUUACAAAAGUAAUCAGGCGAUUGGAAAUUUUAGCCAAUGACAAAGUCAAAUGAUAUCUGUAUCUUUCAUCUAUUAAGAUUUGUUUUAAUUAUUGUUACUUGAAAUUUGUCUCAAGUGAGACAUUCAGAUUUGAAUUUAGAGUUAGAAUGUUUAUUGGUGUGUGGGGUGUCGACGAUAGCGAUAUUAACUUUCGGAAUAUUAUUCUCCGUGAUUUGGGUCGCAGAGUCCUGUGUGGAAGACGAAGAGGUCGAUUUUGACGUCAUGUUCGCUUCAGCCAGUCUUUGCAAUGCUUUCUCCAUACGAGAACCGGUGUUGAACAAAGAUUUAACUUUGUCUGUAAAAAAGAAAAGAAAUAAUAUGGCGAAAAGAGUGAUCAGUAUAAUAGAAUUCACUAGUGUUGAAUAUUAUAUAAGUAUAUGAUUUUUCCACGUACAUACAUCACACACAUAUAUAUGAUCAACUAAAAAAAAUUUGAAUCUAACUUUAAAUCUCUUCCAAUUAUCUCACGUGAAAUAAGUUUCAAGUAAUUAUUGUUAAUACAAGCCUAAGAUUGCAAUCUGCAUAUAUAAUUUCUGCAUAUAAAUGUAAACAUUGUUUAAUUUUUUUUGUAAGCUUUUAUGUAUUUGGAUUAUAUAUACUCUACAGUUUACAAAGGUAAUAGGAUAAUUGAUCUUAUACACAUUUAUGGUUAAGAUGUUAUUACCUUUAUUUCAAUUGAAUUCUCUGAGAUGCGAAAUUAAUCCACAAAAGCAUAAGUCUGGUUUCGAUGUUUGAUUGUCUCGCAUUUAUCUUCGAAAUUUUAUCACUUAUUAUUAACAAAUUGUAGAUUUAUAUAGUAAAACGCACAUUAUAGAAUUGCAUGAUUUAUAUUAAUGAAGCUACUUUUUCAUUGAGGUAUGUAGUCAUGUAGUAUCUCUGAAAUAUUAAUUCAAUAUGCAGUUUUCUAUAGCCCAUAUUCUGAACCCUCUUUUAUUGAUAAAAGUGCCUUAAAUGUAGCUUCUCAACCAAUCAAGUGGCUCCUAACCCUCUUUUAAAGACAUUUUUAUAGAUAAAAGAGAAUUCAGAAUAUAGGCCUAUGUGUUUAUCAAUCUAAGUUACUGCUAAUAUAUACACUGCUAUUAUCAUGUUUGUCAUUAUAUAUGUCUUGUCAUACUUAAUAUCGUAUAUAAAUAAUUAUAUUAGUGUUUAAUAAAAUGUGUUAAUCAUAUAAAAAAUUAUAUAUACAUUCGAUCUUAGCAAAUACUGUCAUUCAAUGAAUUUAUACCGUUGCCACCACCAUAAAUCAUUUUCUGUAAUAAAAUAUGAUAUAUAAUUAUAAAGCAAAAAUUAA
Messenger RNA from Odontomachus brunneus, 3614 nucleotides. Its product is annotated as DNA replication factor Cdt1-like. The record is from RefSeq and is a predicted model, not a curated record. Gene Ontology annotation, molecular function: DNA polymerase binding; DNA binding. The transcript is spliced from 7 exons. Gene Ontology annotation, cellular component: nucleus. Gene Ontology annotation, biological process: DNA replication preinitiation complex assembly; DNA replication checkpoint signaling; regulation of DNA-templated DNA replication initiation. Lineage: Eukaryota; Metazoa; Arthropoda; Insecta; Hymenoptera; Formicidae. The coding region runs from base 172 to 2337 and encodes 721 amino acids.